Messenger RNA from Mollisia scopiformis, 1422 nucleotides. RefSeq lists its product as uncharacterized. The coding region runs from base 1 to 1422 and encodes 473 amino acids. The transcript is spliced from 6 exons. The record is from RefSeq and is a predicted model, not a curated record. Lineage: Eukaryota; Fungi; Ascomycota; Leotiomycetes; Helotiales; Mollisiaceae.
AUGAGGCUAUUUUGUUGUCUCAUUAUUGCAUUGCUAUCAACGUUCUCGCUUGCAAAACAGGCCACGGAUGCUGAGAAAGAGGCGGUUAUCUCUACUAUCCCACCAUGUGGAUUGGAAUGCAUAUUACCAACUAUGACGGAGGAGAAUUGUUCAAUAGGCAAUCUGACCCAACUCAGCGACUGCUUGUGUCUCCAUUUAGAAGGCUUGUCGACUAUUGCUACUUGCAUCUUCAAAAAAUGUAAUUACACAGAUCUUGUUGUGGUCGAGAAAGCGACGGAAGUGCUGUGUGAAGGCGAGCCAAGGCCAGACCGCAAGCCCGAACUUCUUGGCACAACUAUUGCUCUCGCUAUUAUAGUCCUUGUCUUUGUCGGUUUGAGAUUUUGGUCGCGCUUUACAGUUUCAAGACAAUUCUGGUGGGAUGAUUGGUUCGUAUUGUUGGGUACAAUCUGCCAAAUCGGGACCGAUUGCGCCAUGUUUUGGGGUAUCUCAAUGGGGUUUGGGGUGCAUGUCUGGAAUGUGGACUCGAAACUCAACGUUCCUCUCUAUCAGUUUGAAUGGAUCUUUGAACUUCUUUACGUCGUUGUUCAAAGCACCACGAAGGCGUCGAUUGUGUGCCUUUACUGGCGUCUUUUCCCUCAGCCUUGGCUACGAAACGUGGUCAGAUUCCUGUGGGUAUGGAUAGCUAUUCACUUCUUCACAUUCUUUUUCACCAUUCUGGUCCAAUGUACACCAAUCGCCCUCGUCUAUAACCACGCUUUAACGGGGCAUUGUCUGAACGCCCACGCUAUCAUCCUAGCAGCUGCAAUUUUAGUAAUGGUGGAGGAUAUUAUCCUCAUUAUACUCCCACUGCCGUUGAUCUGGAAGCUGAAUGUAAAGCUUUCCAGAAAGCUAGCCAUUAGUCUAGUUAUGAGUGUUGGGCUGGUCGCCGUCGUCGCUAGUGCAGUUCGACUUAAAUACGUCGUUAGCUUCUACUACGAUAUCGACCAAAAUUGGGACGACGUUCCUGUUGCAAUUUUGUCAGUUGUCGAAACCUCCCUCUCUAUCGUCUGCGUCUGCUUCCCUCCUGUCAAAAUCCUCAUGAGCAAAUACUACAAGAAGUACACUGGGAGCGAUUCUUCGGCUAUGAGAAGUAGGAGCAGAGAAGAUCUGCUUGCAAGGCUUAAGGGUCGCUUCACGAGGCCAAAUUCACCAGACAAACCUCCUAGGUUCAGUAUACCAUGGAUCCAAACAUUGGCGCCGAGGCUGCCAACCAUACCUCGGAUUGGAAGUCAUAUUGAGUUGGAGAAAGGGAAGAGCACAGUGACGAGCUCGAGCACAGCCAGUGAAGCUAAUCAAAGAAGUAUUAUGACAAGUACAUCCAGUGACUUGGAAGCUGGCCAAGAGAGCACUAUGGCAAAUACGUCAUGGUUAAAAGUCGGUUGA